Messenger RNA from Lodderomyces beijingensis, 1068 nucleotides. Lineage: Eukaryota; Fungi; Ascomycota; Pichiomycetes; Serinales; Debaryomycetaceae. The record is from the annotation of a GenBank genome assembly.
AUGCCACGUUCGUUUCAGAUCAAAGUGCCCGCGUCGUCGGCGAAUAUAGGUCCCGGGUUCGACGUGUUGGGGGUAGGGUUGCAGCUCUACUUGAGUAUUAGCGUGGAGAUUGAUCCCAGUGUUGAUACCACGGCGGACCCCCACAACGCGCUUCUUUCCUAUGAGGGUGAUCUCGCCGAGAAGGUCCCGUUGAGUUCAGACAAGAACUUGAUCACACAAACUGCAUUGUAUGUGCUCAGAUGCAACGGGAUCAGCCAGUUCCCCCACGGAACCAAGAUCCACGUGAACAACCCCAUCCCCCUUGGGCGCGGUUUGGGCUCGAGCGCUAGCGCCAUUGUCGGCGGAGCCUGCCUAGGGAACGUCAUUGGGGACUUGCACUUGGACAAAAGGAGGAUGCUCGAUUACUGUUUGAUGAUUGAGAGGCACCCGGAUAACAUUGCCGCCGCCAUGCUCGGCGGGUUUAUUGGGUCGUACUUGAAUGAGCUCGACGAGGGGGACGCAGAGGCCACGCAGGUGCCAUUGGAAUGGGUCUUGCCUAAAGAGGACACCCCCCGGUCCUCCAUAGUGCUGUCACCGCCGCCACGGGACAUCGGCGAGUACGUGCAGUACAAGUGGAAUCCGAAAAUCAAAUGCGUCGCCAUUGUGCCCAACUUUGAGGUCAGCACAGACAAGUCCAGAGCAGUGUUGCCGCAGACCUACUCCCGCAAGGACAUUAUCUACAACUUGCAAAGAAUAGCCAUACUCACCACCGCGUUGACCCAGAACCCGCCAAACCACAAGGUGAUCUACGAGGCAAUGAAGGAUAAGAUCCACCAGCCGUACAGGACGGUGUUGAUCCCCGGCUUGGACACGGUGUUGAAAGACGUGGUCCCCGCGAAACACCCGGGACUCUGCGGCAUCUGCCUCAGCGGUGCUGGUCCAACCAUUUUAUGCCUCGCUACUGACGGGUUUGAAAGUAUUGCACGUGACGUCACGGGUAUCUUCCAAAGCGAGGGGAUCAAGUGUGACUGGAAAGUGUUGGACUUGGCCUACGACGGGGCCACUGUAGAUGUAAAUAGAGAGACUUAG